This is a messenger RNA of Lytechinus variegatus (green sea urchin), 2160 nucleotides long. Its product is annotated as sodium-coupled monocarboxylate transporter 1-like. The record is from RefSeq and is a predicted model, not a curated record. The transcript is spliced from 15 exons. Gene Ontology annotation, cellular component: membrane. Lineage: Eukaryota; Metazoa; Echinodermata; Echinoidea; Temnopleuroida; Toxopneustidae. Bases 141 to 2009 code for a protein of 622 amino acids. Gene Ontology annotation, molecular function: symporter activity. Gene Ontology annotation, biological process: transmembrane transport; sodium ion transport.
ACAUGUGUGCAUGAACUUGGUAAAAAAAAUAAAAAUACUGGGACAUGCAGGUAUAUUUGAAGCCCGGAUAUGAAGUUGUGGAUUACGAAGUUAGCUGUUGAAUUCAUUAAUGCGAGACCGUGAACUAAGAAACAAAAAUUAUGAAUAUCUCAACAGUCGACGGACCAAAAGAAAUGUCCUUUUCUGGUGCGGACUAUGGUGUUCUUGGCGCCAUGCUCGCCUUUUCUCUUGGCAUUGGUUUCUACCAGGCUUGUAGCGGGGGUAAGCAGAAGACUGCUGAAGAGUUCUUGAUGGCAAAUCGUAACAUGCACCCUGUUCCCGUGGCUCUGUCUUUGGUGGCGAGCUUUAUUUCGGCUAUAACCUUCCUUGGAACUCCUUCUGAAAACUAUGUUCAUGGUAUAAUGCAUAGCUGGAAUUGGCUUUCCAGUAUUUUAUCAUCCAUCGCAACAGUUGUCUUUUUCUUGCCAACGUUUUACAAUCUUGGCCUAACCAGUUCAAAUGAGUACCUCGAGAGACGAUUUGGUAAACGAGUUCGCAUUCUUGGAACGUUUGCUUUUUCAUUUUAUAUGCUGGUAUAUCUUGGUAUUGUUUUGUAUGCUCCAUCUCUGGCUCUUAAUGCAGUGACUGGACUGAAUCUCUGGGGUUCUGUGUUUUCAAUAGGUAUCGUCUGCACGCUGUACACCGCAAUAGGGGGUAUGAAAGCAGUUCUCUGGACCGAUGUAUUUCAGGUAACAUUGAUGGUGAUUGGUUUCAUAGCUGUCAUCAUUCAGGGUGCUAUUAAUGUUGGUGGUCUUGAUAAGGCAUGGCAUAUUGCUGCUAUUGGUCAAAGAAUGGACAUGUGGGUAUGGAGUACUGACGUCACGGUGCGUCACACUAUAUGGGGAAUUGUGAUUGGUGGAGGUUUCAACUGGACCAGUGUAUUCGGAGUGAACCAGGCACAGGUUCAAAGAUACCUCACAUGCGGAUCCAUUCAAAAAGCAAAAGUAGCCAUCUUAAUUGCAACAUUUGGUAUGAUAGCGGUACAAUUGUUACCUCAUAUAGUGGGCGUGGUCAUGUAUGCUAAUUAUGCUGGAUGUGACCCUAAACUGCAUGGUGUUGUGGCAAGCUAUGAUCAGAUGAUGCCGUAUUUCAUAAUGGAUCUUUUUGGUUCGAUGCCAGGACUUCCUGGUUUGUUGACGUCAGCAGUUUUCAGCGCAGCUCUCAGUACUAUUUCUUCAGGUUUAAAUGCUUUAGCUGCAGUAGCUGGUGAAGAUAUCGUAAAGACUAUCUGGCCUGACAUGACGGAUAAACGAUACACCUGGGUCACCAAAGGACUUGCAAUAUUUUUUGGCGUUAUUAGCAUGUGUUCUGCACUCCUUGCUUCGCAAAUGGGGGCUAUUUUACAGUUUUCGAUGAACAUUUUUGGAAUGUUUGGAGGUCCUGUUCUCGGUCUUUUCUCAUGUGGUAUGUUCUUUCCAUGGAUCAAUGCAAAGGGCGUCACAUUUGGCACUAUUACUGGUCUAGCUUAUUCAUUUUGGCUUGGGAUUGGAGUGCAGAUGUAUCCUAACCCACCCGACGAUCCUCCGCUCACCACCGACCAAUGUCCGAUGUCAAACACGACGACAGACUUGAUGAUGAACACAAAUUAUUUUUCUACACUGGAUUCGACGACACCCGUCUUCGAUGAACUAACUACGAUUGUUCCCAAUGAAUCUGUCUUGGUGAAUUUCUACAAACUUUCUUACACGUGGUAUGGAAUAAGUUCAUGGUUGGUGGUUCUUUUCGUGGCUAAUAUUGUCAGCUUUAUAACUGGUCCGCAAGAUCCGAAGAAACUUGACCCCCGUUUAAUAUGUCCAAUCGUCGACAAGAUGUACUGCUGUCUACCAGAGAAAUGGAAGAUACCAUUACGAUGUAGGGUAGGAGAGGAGUAUAAAGAUGUGGAUUACCAAGCCAUGGAAACUAAAAACAAUGUGAUUCAUGUUGAAGCGAAGAGAGAGGUAGAAUACGACGGUGAUGAUUCUGAACUCUGAUUUUAUUCUUCAGUUCAACAUGUAUUCAUAAUAGUCGGGUGAUACAACAAACAAAGCAUUUAGCACUGCCUUCAGCAGUUAUAUAACAAACCCCGAGAUGAUAUGAUCAUUCAUGGAUCAAAACAGGAGGGAAGUCAAGAAACAAAAACAU